AUGAGAGGAAUAAGUAUCAAGCUCCAAAAAUCACCUCCAAUGGUCUCCAACGGUGAAAAAUCGAAGUCUUUGCUGAAAGAUCCAACCCCCAAUGUAAAUGGUGAGCAAAAUGACCAAAAUGCCAAAAGUGUGCAGUUGCGUGGGAACCCGUGCAAGUGUUGCACGACUGAGACUCCACCCUCGCAGGGUGACAAGUCAUAUUGGUACCAACAAUUCAUUCCCAUACUGCCCUAUAUCCUCUCUGCUGAUGAUGAACAAAGCAAAAGUCGACUACAAGUUUUUAUCUGGGCAUUGCUUGCUGUUAGAUCCCAGUUUGGGAUGUUGGAUGAUGGUGCUCGGAUUCAUGUCAUUCCUCAUUUGUUUCGUGAAGCAGUUGACUGUGGGAAGUUGAUGCUGGAAACCAGUAUUGUUGGAAGAGAUGAAUUAUUAGAUACAAGCAGUGUCUCAAAGGAAUUCGGAACAAUACAAAACUUGAUACAAAAGGAUUGUGUGCGUAUUGCGGUUUCAGAUGAGGUUAAAUAUUUAAGACAUAGCCGUGCCGAGCAAACAAAACAAGUUGCUGAGUUUCGUGUUAGAAUGAAUGAAAUUAUAUCUUCUAAUUUGAAUCAAUGGAGAGCUUUUAAAGAUGAUAUACACAGUAGCUUAAGUUCUAUUCUUGCCUCAGAUGAUAGAAGAAGAGCUUCCUUUCCUCACAGCCAUGUGAGUGAAGCAGUGGCUGCAAUCUGUGAUGCCAAGUUAAAAAGUUUAGACAUACAGGCUGUAGUUCAGGUCUGUUCAUUGCUUCAUCAAAGAUACAAAGAUUUUUCUCCAACUUUGGUCCAAGGCCUUAUGAAAACAUUAAAUUUGCUUUGGCAGUGCUCAAUGUCCAGGCAACAAAAGGUUGUUAAAGUAUUUCCAAGGCCAGCUGUAUCACUUUGUCCUCAGGUUCCUUGUGAAACCUCGAAGUACAACAUGAAACUUAGGGAGGACCGUGGAUUUUCUCUUGAAGAGUUGAAGGUGAACCCUGAUAUGGUAUUACAACUUGAAAAUGUUGGCCUGAGUUUUACAGGAAAAGAUGAAAGUGGCCAGCGUAUGCAGGUGAGUGUUGUAAGAAACGAACAAGGUGGGAACUCUGUGACAACUGUUUUGCUGCGUGGAAGUACAGAUAGCAUACUUGAUGAUCUGGAAAGGGCUAUUGAUGAUGGUGUAAACACUUACAAGGAUAGUAGAAUUGUGCCUGGAGCUGCAGCCACUGAAAUUGAAUUAGCAAGAAAACUGAAGGAGUUUUCUUUCUCGGAGACAUGCUUUGAAAUGAUACCAAAAACAUUAGCUAAGAAUGCUGGGCUUAAUGCUAUGGAGAUCACAUCUACUCGAUAUGCGGAUCAUGCCAAUGGAAAUGUCAAAGUUGUGCCUUACAGGGUUGAUGACAACGAAAAGCUCUGGAGACCGAAGUUGCCCGUCGAUCUGGAUUCACCUUUCGGUCUGGAUUCACCUUUCGGUCCGGAUUCACUUUUCGGUCCGGAUUCACCUUUUGGUCCGUAUUCACCUUUCGAUCCAGAUUCACCUUUCGAUCCGGAUUCACCUUUUGGUAUGGAUUCACUUUUUGGUCCGGAUUCACCUUUCGGUCUGGAUUUACCUUUCGUUCCAGAUUCAUCUUCAGUUCGGGACCUCUUGCCCAACUUCCCUCAACCACACGACUCUAAACCAAAGGAGAACCGCCCCCCCCCCCCCCCCAAACAAAGGGUCUUCCUGGUCCGAGGCCAUUUGAGUCCGGAACAUGAUGGUUUUGGAAACAUAAAACUCUACGUACUACGGAACACAGAGCUCAACCGGAGUCCUCCUCAUCAGGGACCUGCCUAUUCCGAAGGCUGCUUACUCCACCUCCACCCAGAACCGAGCCUAAACUUCGAACUUAGUUGA
Lactuca saligna is the source of this 1899-nucleotide messenger RNA. NCBI's taxonomy places the organism in Eukaryota, Viridiplantae, Streptophyta, Magnoliopsida, Asterales, Asteraceae. The record is from the annotation of a GenBank genome assembly.